CUCCUCCGGCUGCCAGAGGCCCCAGGGCCCCGCUCUGCGCCGCCACGGCAGGUCCUGCUGGGGACUUGCAUCUGGCCUCAAUGUGAAAUUAAGGUAGAAAAACACAUUACAUAUGUGUUUGCUAUUAGGAUUUAGUUUAUUCACUGGUCAUGCCUGAAGAGUGAUGUUCGUCUCUAGACGGCUAACUGCCAGGAAAUAUAAAUGAUUGUCCUAGAAGUCAAGCCUCUCUCCUAUUUACUGGAGUGAAAAUCACCUCCAGAUACCGACGGAAUAUCAACUACAGAAAAUGCUUCACGUUAUAAGGAUGCCAACCACCUAGAUUCAUGCGCCCUAUCUGUACAGUUGUUGUGGAUGGUUUGCCAUCUGAAAGCUCCUCAAGCUCUUAUCCAGGCCCUGUAUCUGUUUCUGAAAUGUCUCUGCUACAUGCUUUGGGUCCAGUGCAGACCUGGCUGGGACAAGAGCUAGAGAAGUGUGGCAUUGAUGCCAUGAUUUAUACUCGGUAUGUCCUCAGUCUUCUGCUGCAUGAUAGCUAUGACUACGACCUGCAGGAACAGGAGAAUGACAUCUUCCUGGGCUGGGAAAAGGGAGCUUACAAGAAAUGGGGAAAGAGUAAGAAAAAGUGCUCUGAUCUAACACUAGAGGAAAUGAAAAAACAGGCUGCUGUCCAGUGUCUUCGCUCUGCUUCUGAUGAAAGCUCUGGGAUUGAAACGUUAGUGGAGGAGCUUUGCUCCAGACUGAAAGACCUUCAGAGUAAGCAAGAGGAGAAGAUUCACAAAAAGUUAGAAGGCUCUUUGUCUCCUGAGACUGAUUUAUCUCCCACAGCAAAGGAUCAAGUAGAAAUGUACUAUGAAGCAUUUCCUCCUCUUUCUGAAAAGCCAGUUUGCCUGCAGGAAAUUAUGACUGUAUGGAAUAAAUCCAAAGUAUGCUCUUACUCUAGCUCCUCAUCUUCAUCCACUGCUCCACCAACUAGCACAGAUACAUCUUCUCCAAAGGACUGCAAUAGUGAAAGUGAAGUAACUAAAGACAGAAGUAAUAAAGUAUCUGCCACUGUACAGGAAAGAACUCAGCAGAAGAAAAGUAAAAAUGAGAAAGAAAACAAAUUUAGUAACAACACUGUUGAAGAGAAGCCUGUUUUGUACAAAAAGCAAGUCCGACAUAAGUCUGAGGGAAAGAUGCGUCCUCGCUCCUGGUCAUCUGGAUCCAGUGAGGCUGGCUCAAGUUCUAGUGGUAAUCAAGGUGAAUACAAGGCAUCAAUGAAAUGUAUUAAAGUAAGACACAAAACAAGAGAGGUUCGAAAUAAAAAAGGGCGUAAUGGGCAAAGCAGGCUUUCAGUCAAAUCUGGUGAAAAGGCUGAUAGAAAAGUCCACAGCGGAAGCAGUAGCAGCAGUAGCAGCGGGUCCAUCAAACAGCUGUGCAAAAGAGGUAAAAGGCCAUUAAAAGAAAUUGGAAGAAAAGAAGCUGGCGGUAGCGAUGGAAAAGAUUUGUAUUUAGACAGCAGAAAUGAAAAGGAAUAUAAAGAAGAACCCUUGUGGUAUACUGAGCCGAUUACAGAGUACUUUGUUCCUCUUAGCAGAAAAAGCAAGCUGGAGACUACAUACCGCAACAGAGAAGAUAUAUGUGGCGUAACAUCAGAGGCUGUAGAAGAGUUGUCUGAAUCAGUGCAUGGUCUUUGUAUUAGCAACAAUAAUAUUCAUAAAACAUACCUCGCAGCAGGUACUUUCAUCGAUGGUCACUUUGUAGAAAUGCCUGCAGUUCUAAAUGAGGAUAUUGACCUCGCUGGGACCUCAAUAUGUUCUCAACCAGAGGACGACAAAUAUUUAGAUGAUGUUCAUCUGUCAGAACUAACACACUUCUAUGAAGUGGAUAUUGAUCAAUCCAUGUUGGAUCCUGGUGCCUCAGAUACGAUGCAAGGGGAGAGUCGGAUUUUAAAUAUGAUUCGACAAAAGAGUAAAGAAAAAAAUGAUUUUGAGGCAGAAUGUUGCAUAGUGUUAGAUGGAAUGGAGUUGCAAGGGGAAAGUGCAAUAUGGACAGAUUCGACCAGCUCUGUUGGUGCUGAAGGGUGGUUCUUGCAAGACCUUAGUAAUUUAGCUCAAUUUUGGGAGUGCUGUUCAUCUUCUAGUUCUGGUGAUGCAGAUGGGGAAAGUUUUGGAGGAGAUUCUCCGAUCAGAUUCUCCCCCAUCUUAGACAGCACAAUGCUUAAUUCACACAUGCUUGCUGGCAAUCAAGAGCUCUUUUCAGAUAUUAAUGAAGGGUCUGGUAUAAACUCUUGUUUUUCAGUGUUUGAAGUGCAAUGCAGUAACUCUGUUUUACCAUUUUCUUUUGAAACACUCAACUUGGGAAAUGAAAAUGCAGAUUCUAGUAGCACUGCUAAUAUUCUUGGGAAAACACAGUCUAGAUUGCUAAUAUGGACCAAAAAUAGUGCCUUUGAUGAAAAUGAACACUGUUCCAAUCUUUCAACAAGAACCUGUAGUCCAUGGUCACACUCGGAAGAAACACGUUCAGACAAUGAGACUUUAAAUAUUCCAUAUGAAGAAUCCACGCAAUUUAAUGCAGAAGAUAUUAAUUAUGUAGUUCCUAGAGUGUCUUCGAGUUAUGUAGAUGAAGAAAUACUAGAUUUUUUGCCAGAAGAAACCUGCCAGCAACAAGCUAGAACUUUAGGAGAAAUGCCCACUUUGAUUUUCAAAAAAAAAUCUAAGCUAGAAUCUGUCUGUGGUAUUCAGCUAGAACAAAAAGCAGAAAGUAAAGACUAUGAAACUACACAAGGGUGUAGUGAAAGCAGUCCACAUGGAGAUGGCUACAGCUCAGGGGUUAUUAAAGAUAUUUGGACAAAUAUGACAGACAGAAAUUCUGCAGCGAUGGUAGAAAUAGAAGGAAUAGAAGAUGAAUUGUUUUCAACUGAUGUAAAUAACUAUUGCUGCUGUUUGGAUACAGAAGCAAAAGUUGAAACCCUCCAGGAGCCCAAUAAAGCAGUGCAGAGAUCAGAAUAUCAUCUUUGGGAAGGUCAAAAGGAGAAUUUAGAGAAGAGAGCCUUUGUCUCAAAUGAUUUAUCAAAAGUAGAUGGUGGUGACUAUACUACACCAUCAAAACCUUGGGAUGUUAACCAGGAUAAAGAAAACUCAUUUAUACUUGGUGGUGUGUAUGGGGAGCUCAAAACAUUUAACAGUGAUGGAGAAUGGGCGGUGGUGCCACCUAGUCACUCAAAAGGGAGCUUAUUACAAUGUGCAGCUUCUGAUGUAGUGACAAUAGCUGGUACAGAUGUUUUUAUGACUCCAGGUAAUAGCUUUGCCCCUGGUCAUAGGCAAUUAUGGAGGCCAUUUGUAUCAUUUGAACAGAGUGAGCAAUCAAAGAGUGGAGAUAAUGGAUUAAAUAAGGGUUUUUCUUUUAUCUUCCAUGAAGACUUACUGGGAGCUUGUGGUAACUUUCAAGUUGAAGAACCAGGGCUUGAAUACUCAUUCUCUUCCUUUGACCUGAACAAUCCAUUUUCACAAGUUCUUCAUGUAGAGUGUUCGUUUGAGCCCGAAGGAAUUGCAUCUUUCAGCCCUAGUUUUAAACCUAAGUCAAUUCUGUGCUCUGAUUCAGACAGUGAGGUUUUACACCCCAGGAUAUGUGGUGUCGAUCGAACGCAGUACAGGGCUAUACGGAUUUCUCCAAGGACUCACUUUCGCCCAAUUUCUGCAUCUGAACUUUCUCCAGGUGGUGGAAGUGAGUCAGAAUUUGAGUCAGAAAAAGAUGAGGGAGGUAUUGCUGUCCCUUCUCAAGUAGAUGUAUUUGAGGAUCCACAAGCAGAUCUCAAACCUCUGGAAGAAGAUGCAGAAAAAGAAGGGCAUUAUUAUGGAAAAUCAGAGCUUGAAUCUGGAAAAUUCCUUCCCAGAUUAAAAAAGUCUGGAAUGGAGAAGAGUGCACAAACAUCAUUGGAUUCCCAAGAAGAGUCAGCUGGGAUGUUGCCAGUAGGAAACCAAGAUCCCUGUUUAGAAUGCAGUAUGAAAGAAUCUCUAGAUGGGAGGGCGAUGGAGAGCUCUAAAGUAAACUGCAGAAUAGUGGAGCCACGUGAGGAGACUAGCAGGUUUUGCAGUUGUAAAGCAGGGUGCCAUUUCCCCACGUACGAGGAUAAUCCUGUUUCUUCAGGAGAGCUUGAAGAGUUUCCUAUAUUGAAUACUAAUCUGCAGAGAAUGAGUGGCAGCCAGGAAAAGCAAUGCUGGUGGGAAAAGGCACUCUAUUCUCCCCUUUUUCCUGCAUCACAGUGUGAAGAGUGUUAUACAAAUGCCAAGGGAGAGAAUGGUGUAGGAGAAUUUGCAGAUGUAAAGGAAAUAUCCAAUGAUGAUGAACAUCUUUUAGAUUUUAAUAUGGUUUCUUCUGUUUAUGAAGCAAGAUGUGCAGAUGAUAUAAAUGCUGAGGCAAAACCAAAUGGCUUCAGGAAGAAGAUCUACUCCAGUGAUAGCUCCAGCUCUGAAGACACAGCUUCAGAAGGUGGAAGUGAAUGGGCUGAUCCGUGUGAGGAGGAGCUUUUUUCUCGAACUCAACUAUAAAAACUGCAGAGUAGAACAGAUGAUUUAAAAGUAACGUGAGAUGGAAAACUAUCCUUCUUGAGGGUCUGUAGCUCUAAAACAACAACUUGAGUUUCCUCUUCAGUUAAUGGAUUCAGAUGUGUAUUUAUCUUUCUCUUCUUGCUUAUUUUAUAGAUGAGGACACAGCUGUCCUGUUGAAGAUUUUUUUUUUUUCCCCUCCUCCCCAAAAACCCUGUUAAAUUCUUGGCUAUUUGAACUAGACUAGAUUGUGUUGUCAAAUCAAGAAUGGAUGUGCAUGUGCUUGUCUUAGUAGUACCACUGCUUUUUUGCAUCUUAAUUGCAGUUAUUUUCAUUCGUAACUGUAGCCCUACCACUAUUACUAUCUUCUUAGCAUCGCAGUGUCUACAACUACUUCUGCUAUUCAGAGACUUCAGCUUUCUGCACAUUAGGCUUUGUUCUUUAAGAACUGGGAGAUAAAUACUUAACACUGUAAUCUAUCAGUGCCUUUCUGAAUGCAGGAGAAAAGCAUGAAUGACUUGUCCAGUCUUCAUUCAGUAAAUCUCGUAACUUUGAAGUAGGAACAACAGGGUUGUGCUUUAGAGACUUACAGAAACUGUGUUUUCUAUCCUAUGAUUCCCCCCUCCCGCAAACCAACACUGAGGAUACCAUGGUUUGUAUUUUUGCUAACUGGAGAAGCCAAGGAUUUUUUGUAGGUAUGGAGGCAAUGUGGGGUUUUUUUCCUUUUUUUCUUUUUUUUUUUUUUUUGUCCUUUUUAGCAACUUGCCAAUGUGGGGCAGAAGUUUAAAAAGUAACACCAAAAAUAAUAAACCACUGGGGUGAUGUGUGGAUUGUUGUGAAUUUUGUAACGAGUAAUGCGAAUGUUGUCUUGUUGCAGAUGAUGGCAUUCAUGUAACCUGCAAAAGCAUCCUGUACUGAACUUGAGCCUGAAUGACUGAAACUAUCUAAAAUGCUCAGAGUGUUCAAUGUUUUAAAUGCAAAGGGUCAGUGCUUCACUUGAAAGAAUCCUGUGGCUGCUGCAGUUAGCUGCUGUUGUGGCUGUAAUUUAGUAAAUUCGUAGUUCAUUUUGUGUUUCUGAGAGAAUGUGUGGGGCCAGU
Molecule: messenger RNA, 5620 nt
Organism: Gymnogyps californianus (California condor)
Lineage: Eukaryota; Metazoa; Chordata; Aves; Accipitriformes; Cathartidae
Product: KIAA0232 ortholog
Exons: 9
Coding region: 324-4526 (1400 amino acids)
Source: RefSeq, a predicted model, not a curated record